Messenger RNA from Felis catus (domestic cat), 2396 nucleotides. RefSeq names its product ras homolog family member T2 (gene RHOT2). The record is from RefSeq and is a predicted model, not a curated record. Gene Ontology annotation, molecular function: GTP binding; calcium ion binding; GTPase activity. NCBI's taxonomy places the organism in Eukaryota, Metazoa, Chordata, Mammalia, Carnivora, Felidae. The transcript has 19 exons. Gene Ontology annotation, biological process: mitochondrion transport along microtubule; small GTPase-mediated signal transduction; mitochondrion organization. Gene Ontology annotation, cellular component: mitochondrial outer membrane. Bases 125 to 2164 code for a protein of 679 amino acids.
AAGUGCGGGCGGGGGGCGGAAGUGCGGGCAAGUGGGAGAGCGUGGGUUGGAUCCGUGAUCGGGGUCGGGCCGGGGUCGAGCCGAGAUCGGGGUCGAGAUCCAAAUCCGGAUCCGUGCGGCCGCCAUGAAGCGGGAUGUGCGCAUCUUGCUCCUGGGAGAGGCCCAGGUGGGAAAGACGUCGCUGAUCCUGUCUCUCGUGGGCGAAGAGUUCCCCGCGGAGGUCCCUCCGCGAGCAGAAGAGAUCACCAUCCCCGCAGACGUCACCCCGGAGAAGGUGCCCACCCACAUCGUGGAUUACUCAGAAGCCGAGCAGACGGCGGAGGAGCUUCAGGAAGAGAUUGACAAGGCAAACGUGGUGUGUGUGGUGUAUGACGUGUCUGAGGAGGCUACCAUCGAGAAGAUCCGCACCAAAUGGAUCCCACUGGUGAACGGGGGUACCGAGAGGGGCCCCAGAGUCCCCAUCAUCCUGGUGGGCAACAAGUCAGACCUGCGGGCGGGCAGCUCGAUGGAGGCCGUGCUGCCCAUCAUGAGCCAGUUCCCUGAGAUCGAGACCUGCGUGGAGUGCUCUGCCAAGAACCUGAGAAACAUCUCGGAGCUGUUCUACUACGCACAGAAGGCUGUGCUACACCCCACGGCCCCGCUCUACGACCCUGAGGCCAAGCAGCUGAGGCCCGCGUGUGUCCAGGCCCUCACGCGCAUCUUCAGGCUCUCAGACCAGGACCUAGAUCAGGCGCUCAGUGACGAGGAACUCAACGCGUUCCAGAAAUCCUGCUUCGGGCACCCCCUGGCCCCCCAGGCCCUGGAGGACGUGAAGACGGUGGUGUGCAAGAACGUGGCGGGAGGUGUGCGGGAGGACCGGCUGACCCUGGACGGCUUCCUUUUUCUGAACACGCUGUUCAUCCAGCGUGGCCGCCACGAGACCACGUGGACCAUCCUGCGGCGCUUUGGCUACGGCGACACACUAGAGCUGACCCUGGACUACCUUGCUCCGCCGCUCCACGUGCCCCCCGGCUGCAGCACCGAGCUCAACCACUUCGGCUACCAGUUUGUGCAGAGGGUGUUUGAGAAGCACGAUCAGGACCACGACGGCAGCCUCUCGCCUGUGGAGCUGGACAGCUUCUUCAGCGUGUUCCCAGCUGCGCCCUGGGGCUCCCAGCUGCCUCUUGAGGUCCCCACCGAGGCGGGCCGGCUGUCCCUGCACGGGUACCUCUGCCAGUGGACCCUGGUGACCUACUUGGAUGUCCGGCGCUGCCUUGAGCACCUUGGUUACUUGGGUUACCCCACUCUCUGCGAGCGGGACUCCCAGGCCCACGCCAUCACAGUCACGCGUGAGAAGAGGUUGGAUCAGGAGAAGGGGCAGACGCAGAGGAACGUCCUCCUGUGCAAGGUGGUGGGAGCCCGCGGAGUGGGCAAAUCCGCCUUUCUGCAGGCCUUCCUCGGCCGCCGUCUGGGGGAUCGCAGGGAGUUCCCCGAGGAGCCUGCCGUCUACGCCAUCAACACGGUGCAGGUCAACGGGCAGGAGAAGUACCUGAUACUGUGCGAGGUGAGCGCAGACAGCCUGUUGGCCGCCGCACCCGAUGCUGCUUGUGACGUGGCCUGCUUGAUGUUCGAUGGCAGCGACCCCGGGUCCUUUGCGUUCUGUGCCAGCGUCUACAAGCGACACUACAUGGACGGGCAGACCCCCUGCCUCUUCGUCUCUUCCAAGGCUGACCUGCCUGAGGGCAUCUCGCCACCUGGCCUGUCGCCUGCGGAAUUCUGCCGCAGGCACCGGCUGCCCGCCCCUGCUCCGUUCUCCUGCGCCAGCCCGGGCAAGCUCAGCACCGCUGUCUUCACCCGGCUCGCUGCCAUGGCCACUUUCCCGUGGACACCUGGCCCACGGGGAGCUGCACUCUACCUCCUUCUGGCUUCGGGUGACACUGGGGGUCAUCGGGGCUGCUGUCACUGCUGUUCUCAGCUUCUCACUCUACAGGGCCCUGGUGAAGACCCGAUGAGGCCUCAGGGGCCCCCGGGUGUUGGUAUUGGGGCCACGUGCUCGAGGGAACCUAACUUCUGUCUGAACCUGGUUUCUGGGGACACUUUGCCCACUCACCUGCCCGUGCCCAAGACCCGUGGGUGGGUCCCGAGGUUCUGGGGCACUGGGGAUCACAAGCGAGGAAGCGUGUGACCCCAGACUCCUGUAGUUCUCAGGGCUCCACACCUUUCUGGUCCCAGGCAGCCGGUGGGCGUGAAGGGUGUCGGAAAACAGAACUUUGGGCCGGAGGUGGGGGGCAGGAAGUGGUUGAGCACCGUGUGGCCUUCCUCCCUGGUUUGGAGACGGGUCCAGUGCCACACCCCUCUCAGAAGGCAUCAGCUCGGGUGUCCUGAUUAAACUUUGCUGGUGUCUUUUGCAUCUCGAA